CUACACUUGCUCACCGGUUGUUGAGUUGGCCGGAGGUUAUAAACGCUACAAAUUUUAUAAUGUACAAGUCGCCUGGUGUGUUAUGAUAAAUAAGUUACUUCUCUAUUUAUCUUCUAAAGUGAUUCAACGUUUCUUGUGUUAUUAUCGGUGACAAAAAGGUGUUUCAACAAUAAUUAUAUUGUGCGCUAACAAUGUCCCAAAGAACUUCUCGCAGUAGAAACUGAUUUUUGUUUUUACUCAUCUCCUUUCUUCCUUCCGUUCGUUCGCGUCUUCUCAGCGGUUGUUGUUUUCGUUUCGUUGAAGAUUUUUGUGAAAAAAUAUUUAGUUCUCUUCAAUUUGUAUGCCUUCUGCCGGCUGUGAUAGAAAUUCUGCCACCACGACGCCUGUGAAAAAUAAUUAUUUCUUCAAUUUUGAUCCAGCGUUCAUCGGACGGUUUGUGGAUACGAAUCACACAGAAAUACAUUCAGGGAUGAAGCUUGUACCAAGUAGAAUGCUACCCCCUCAGAGCCCGGGGAGCCUGCCGGCGGUGUUCGGCGCCCCCCCUGACCUGCUGUGGAGGUAUCCAUUGACUCUGCCCCCCUCUGCAACCCCGGCCAACCCCUAUCAGCCCAACUCGCUCGAUUUUCGCACUCAGCUGCCGCCUGCACUAGGAAGCGAUCCUUGGCAAUGGUCCAGAGAGGAUGUCGUUUCAUUUCUCAGAUGGUGCGAGUUCGAAUUUGAUCUUCCUCAAUUCGACAUGGAUAUGUUUCAAAUGAAUGGGAAAGCACUCUGCCUGCUAACCAAAUCGGACCUGGCUGAACGCAUACCAGGCUCAGGCGACAUCGUUCACAACGUCCUCCAAAUGCUGAUGCGCUGCAUGGGACGACGCAGUCCUCGCCAUCCCCACCCCACAGCCCUCCCCUCCAGUCCACUAACGCCGCACUUUCCCCUCACACCGUCCUGGGCCACCUGUCCCCCCACCAUCGAGUUCCCCACCCCCUCCAACACCUCCUCGCUGCCUCCCCACCACCACUCCUCGGUCAACCUCAGUCCUGCGCCGUCGGUCGACUCGGGCAGUAGUCCUGACAUACCGCCCAGUGCCUACAAUCAGACUGACAUACCGCCCAACUACAGUUCGUCCUACAAUUCGGGCGCCAGUUCUGGCAGUAAUCAGUCAGACUCUGAUCUGGACGAGUCCACCAGUCCGACUCCUAGUCCGACUGUCAGUCAGACUCCACGCACACCUACGAGUCCGUCAGCGCAUUCGCCGCUAGUGGCCAAGAUGGGGGGACAGUACUUCUUUCCUAAUGAGCCCUCCAACGAACCCAAUACUAAUGGCAGACUACUGUGGGACUUCCUACAACAGCUUCUGGAAGACUCCCACCAGCGCUACGUGGCCUACAUUGCGUGGAAGAACCGCGAUUCAGGCAUUUUCAAGAUUGUCGACCCGCCAGGUCUGGCCAAGCUGUGGGGCAUCCAAAAGAACCAUCUCUCCAUGAACUAUGACAAGAUGUCGCGUGCACUACGCUACUAUUACCGUGUCAACAUUCUGCGAAAAGUUCAGGGCGAGAGACAUUGUUACCAGUUCCUGCGCAACCCCAGCGAACUGAAAAGCAUCAAAAACAUCUCCCUUCUGCGUCAACAGAUGUCGGCCGCUAACAACAGCACGAACGCGAGCACCAACAACACCAACACAGUCGCUAACAACAGCACGAAUGCGAGCAACCAGCCACCAUCGGUCGAGAUCUUCAUCAAGAGUGAACCCUUCCAAGAGGACGACCUGCGACCGACAGACCUGCGCAUCAACCGAACGACGCCGUCUACGCAGGACGACGACAAAUCAGCUGUUCGAUGGAGUAGCAGUGCGCAUGCGCAGCAGCAACAACAGAGAUGGAGCAACGAUGACGAGUACAGCUGCAGUAAACCGGAGGACCUGAGAGUGUCUUCCGCGUCACCCCCUAUACAGGUCACCGAUUCUUCAUAGUUUGUAGGUACCCUAGUUUUGUAGAUUUGUAGUUUGUAUAUAGUUGAACAGAUUUGUGUGGCUUGGGAGAUGGCGGGUCAGGUAAGGGUUUGAAUUUGAUCUGAUAUCAGAAGUUUAUUGGAGAUUCCAAGUGUAAAGACACUUGAUUCCAAGUGUUUUUUGUGUGUGUAGUUGAUUGGAGGUCAAGGUGAUUCCAAGUGUAGUGGAAUCUGAGGUAAUUGGAAAUAAUUAUCAUAGAAAUCACUAGUUCCUUUUUUAUACUUUUUUAUAUAAGCACAGCCUGUUUCUUGUACUCUUUGGAGUGUCAAAAUGAAUUCACAGUGCUUGAAACUAGUUGUGUUUAUAUAAAUAAAAAAUACUAUAUAGAGGGUACUAGUGAUUUCUAUAAUAAUUAAACAAUUAAAGUUGUCCUAUUAAAAUAAUUUAUUAAUUACAAAGAGUAUGAGGUAAUUAUUACCUAUGAGGCAAAUAUUACAAGGUAAUAAGAGGCAAUUACAAAUAAGUACUAGUACCAUUAUUCUAUGUUAUUUUAGACACAAAUAAGGGUACAGUAAUAUAGUAAUUCUUUGUAAAUGAACUUCAAGUAGCUCUAUCUAAAUACUUGGAUUCGAAGUUUCAAAAUUGAUUAGAGAUCAGUUGUUGAUUGGAGACUUACGAUAUGACAAGUUUUGUUUGAAAUUUGAUCUGAGAUAAAUUAUUCGAUGAAGGAGGUAAUGAGUGAGUUGAGAUUUGAAGAUUUAAAUUUGACCAGAGAUUAAUAGUUGAUAGGAGAUUCAGGAGAUGACAAUAAGUGAUUCAUGGUUUUAAAUCUGAUCAUAGAUCAGUAGUUUAAUGAAGAUUGACUUAUGAAAAGUGGAUUACAGUUUUAAAUAUUAACAUUUUUAACGAAUAUCCACAACUUUUUAGUGGAUAUCAAACUAUUUCCCAACUUAUCACCACAAAUUCUAAACGCUUUUGUUAGAAUUGAUAAUUAUACUGUAAUUGUUAGAACAAUAAAAUAAUAGACUCGUCAUCUCCUAAGCUGUACACUAUACGAUUUAUUUUUACUUUUACCAUUUUGUUGUAGAUUUUUAAUAUAAGUUGUGUUAUAUCCCCCUUUUCCAUCUCCCCACCAUAUUUUUUUAGUUGAUAGUUUAAUUAUUUUUAAGAUGUGUCCGCUUUUAUUUUAAAGACAAGGAAAUUCCUGUAUUAAGGAGAAUAUCCAGCAGUUUUAUACUUUAUAAAGAGGAAGUUGAUUUUUCAAUUUCUGAAACAUAUUCUUCCCAAAGUUACAUUUGAAAUAAUAUAAUCAACCAAUUAUAAUCUAUACAAGUAUAGAUUCAAUCUAUACGAUUUGUAUAGAAUCUUCUGUGAUUCUUCACUAUCAGGACUACAAAAAUUCUCAUCGAAAAGUAAUUUUGAUAACAUUCUUAUGAUGUUUUCCAUAAUGGAAUGCAUAAUUUCAUAUCCUACCGUUUCAUAGAUUAAUGUUGGGAUUGUUCCAAAAAAAUCUCAAUUUUUAUCAAUCCAUUUGAUUGAGAAUAAUUUCGGUAGCCUAUAGCUCACACAAAACAUUUAUAAUGUCUCUUACUAUAUAUUAUUAUACUAUCAUAAAAUCAUUUACUAUGUAAAUCACCUCCUGUCUUCCUAGCUAAUUGUAUAUUAUAUAAGAUUUAGAAUGUAUUAUUUGAUUUUGUAUACCAAGAGUUUCUUUAUUUUUAUUACCGGAAUAUAUUUAUAUUGUAAGACAUUCUGAAAACUUCAACGAUAUAUUCUAUAUGUAAUGAUAAUAAUGUAGAUAAAUUUCAUAGAUGAUGUUUUGUUUUAUGAAAAUAGUUCACCCUGUUCAAUUCCCUUUUAGGAAAGGAGGGUAAUUGGAAGGAUUUAAAGACAAUAAUUUUAUUGAAAAGUUAUAUUCUUGUUUUAUUAAUAAUAUGACUAGUCUAGUUUUUAAAUAUUUGCUCACCGCGUGUUGUUAGACAUACAUCGAAUAAUUCGAAGAUUUCAAGACAUCAAGAUUACCGUAAUGAUUUGGCAUAAAUAUAAAUUAGGACAUAACUUGAAUACCUGUAUUUUUUUUGUGUAGUUGAGAAGUUGAUAUUGUGGUAAUUAUUCAUAUUGAAUGAAAAAGACUGAGAAAUUGUCAAAAAACCACUGAUUUAUUGAUAAUUAGAAAGACCGGUUUCGGUUAUUACACCAUUGUCAAUCUCUGAUAAACAGUUUAUUUUUGGUUAGUUUAGUUUAUUUCUGGUUAUUACACCAUUGUCAAUCUCUGAUAAACAGUUUAUUUUUGGUUAGUUUAGUUUAUUUCUGGUUAUUACACAAUGGUGUAAUAACCGAAACCGGUCUUUCUAAUUAUCAAUAAAUCAGUGGUUUUUUGACAAUUUCUCAGUCUUUUUCAUUCAAUGUAAUAUUUAUGAGAAAUAAUUAAGAAAUAGAAGAAGUUUUGGGCAAUCGCCUUUUUUAUCUUUCCUGAAUAUUGUAUUAUUCAUUUGCUUCAUUCAAUAGAUCAAUUAUUAUACUAUUCGGCAAUCUCUGUAUAUCUUUACGUUGUCGCUCCACUGGAAACUGAUUCCCGGGAAAUAUGUAUAUAUCUAUAAUACAAGUGAUAAUCCUUGAAGGAUCUGAAGUGCCUUUCAGCGUAGUGUCUCAGAUUACAGUAACUAGAAUUUUAUCAAUACUAUCUGAAAAAUGGUAUAGAUUACAAUUAUUGAAUUGUGUGAUUAUACAUUACUUUCUUGAAAUUUAAAUCUUGAAUCUAUAUAAAUUAUACAUCUAAAUUAAACUUACAGGGUACAAUCGCUCAGGCUUUUUAAAUAAAAUUUUAUACCUAGUGUUGAUGUCUAGAAAUUCUAUUCAGGUACCCGGUUUUUGGCUUCCAAAUUUUGCUUGUAUUAAAUAUGUAUGAGCGAAAAGUAGACUAUAUCGUAGGCCUACGUGAAAUAUUUCCAAAAUAUUAAAUUUGAAUUUACAUCCAUAUUUAGAAAUCUAUUACAACGAAAAUAAUUAUAAUUCAAAUAAUUACUAUUAUGAAUUAUUAUUUUAUUACUAGUUACAUAAUUUCUGGUUUUAUCAGUCUUUAUUUAUGUCAUUAUCAAUAAUUUCAUGAUUAGUAAGUAUGACUUAAAUCCCCAUAUUAUAUUUGACUUGGACAAUUUCAAGCAUCGAACUCUUGUGAUUUUAUUUUCAACUAUCACACAUUAUAUUCAAUUUUAUUUUUAAUGAUGAACAAAUACAUCGAAUUUAUUCAUGAAUUCUGACUUAUAAUUGCCAAUAUUUUUCAAUAAUUCAAAUCCAACGAAUUUUUGUAUAAACAGUAUUUUUAACUUCUUGUACAAUGAUUUUUUUCACAGCUCUUCACUCAUGAUUCUCAACUCAAAUAUCAAUUAAUUGAACGAAAUUUGAUUAUUCAUUGUUUAGUUAUAAUUAAUGUAGACUAACUAAAUGUUAUGAAAAGUAGCUUACAAAAUGUAUUUGAAGUUAGGUUGAAAUUUAUUUGAUUCUCUAGUGAGUAAGUUUCCCUAUAUAGCAACGAUAUUUGGUUUCCAAAUGGUCUCACAUUAUUUUGUUCAGAAAUUCUAUUGUAUUAUUUAUAUCACCUUGUGCUUCCAUUCGUAUGAUGAAUUUAUUGUACAAAAAAUGUAUAACGAAUAUAUUAUUACAGUUACAUGCAUUUUAAAGAUGAUUUCAAUCUCGUUGUUUUUGUGUAGUAAACCGGAACUGCUGUACUAUAAGGUCUAUAUCAACUGAAAUUUCUCCACAUAAUCUAUUUCUAUACAUUCCAUUUACUGACUAUAUUUCAAUACGGUACUCAUUAUUAUAAUUUGUCUUUAUCGAAUUGGUUCAACAAUAGAUGAAAAUAGUAUCUUCUGUAUUUUAUCGAUUUCAAAAUUGUAUUUACAUUCAACUUACAUUGAAUAAUCACUUGUGCUUGAUGAAAAUUUUAUUUUCUGUAUUUUAUCGAUUUCAAAAUUGUAUUUUCAUUCAACUUACAUUGAAUAAUCAUUUUUGAAUUAUUCGACUUACAUUGAUUAGAGAUUUGGAUAGUUCUACUGGAUUCAUCUUAUUUUAUCUUGAAAGGAUAAAUGUAUUUAAACCUUGAGUUCAUUAUCUUAUGUAUCCUACCUAAUGUAUUGCUUCAAUAUCCAGUCUUUCCUGAAUAUCAAGAGUGUAAUAUUAUAGCUGCUUCUCAAAUGUUCUUAGCCUUAUUAAUAUUACUUGUUUCUUUCAAUGAAUUUUAAUGAUUACCCAUUAUGAUCUCUAGAUUUGUUACUAAGAAAUCUCUAUGAUUUUCAUGAUAUAUUAGGCUAUCCUAGACAUAAAUUUAUCAUUUGUUUCUCUAGAUUUCAUACACUUCAAAGAAAUCAUUACACAUUCGUUAUUUAAAAAAUAUAUUAUAUAAAGUAAAUAUCGUAAAUAUAAGUAGACAAUUUCAUAGUUGCUUUCAAUGUUCUGAUAUAUUUCACUAUCAAAUCCUGUUAAUUUUGUAGUUUAAGGACUGUUUAUAUUUUUGCUCUCAUAUAGUUGUUUGAGAACAUUAGAUUAAUUGUGUUGCUUUAAAAUAUAUUGUAAAUUAUAUAAAUACUAUAUAGAAUGUUGAAGUUUUAUGUAAAUUCUAGAGUUAUUAUGUAUUUUUACUAUGUGUUUCCAUUAUGAAUUUUUUGUUGUUCCCUCUCUGUUUGGCAAUGCUAUUCUGUUGAAUUGAAAUAGUAUCAGAUGUAGAAUUUGAAAUACCCAUUUUCGAUCUGUUUGUUUUUGUUUACGUAAAUAUAUUUCAAAAAAUUAGCAUUAUAUAAUGAGCCUAUCAAGAGCUUCUACUGUGUCUUUCAGAACAGAAAAUAUAUAUAUGUUGAUACUUGUAUUUAUAUUUCUAUAAUAAUAUUGUCAUUGUGUAUUGAAUCUAUUGACAUUUUUCAUCAGUCAAUGGUGGAAAUUUCAUGUAGCUUACACCUUUCGAAUGUGGUACUGCUUCUACCAUUUUUAUCUUGAAAAUAAUGUAUAUAUUUUUUGAAAGUGAUCAAUUUGUUUAUAGAUGAAAUAAACUGACAAUGUUUGCCUUCAA
Molecule: messenger RNA, 7004 nt
Organism: Nilaparvata lugens (brown planthopper)
Lineage: Eukaryota; Metazoa; Arthropoda; Insecta; Hemiptera; Delphacidae
Product: ets DNA-binding protein pokkuri
Exons: 6
Coding region: 341-1963 (540 amino acids)
Biological process (GO): cell differentiation; regulation of transcription by RNA polymerase II
Cellular component (GO): nucleus
Molecular function (GO): sequence-specific DNA binding; DNA-binding transcription factor activity, RNA polymerase II-specific
Source: RefSeq, a predicted model, not a curated record